This is a messenger RNA of Drosophila subpulchrella, 457 nucleotides long. RefSeq names its product transcription initiation factor IIA subunit 2-like. Gene Ontology annotation, cellular component: transcription factor TFIIA complex. The transcript has 2 exons. Bases 125 to 430 code for a protein of 101 amino acids. The record is from RefSeq and is a predicted model, not a curated record. Gene Ontology annotation, molecular function: RNA polymerase II general transcription initiation factor activity; TBP-class protein binding. Gene Ontology annotation, biological process: transcription initiation at RNA polymerase II promoter; RNA polymerase II preinitiation complex assembly. NCBI's taxonomy places the organism in Eukaryota, Metazoa, Arthropoda, Insecta, Diptera, Drosophilidae.
UUAUUAGAUGUCAAUGACUUUCAAAAAUUCGAUUCUUUGCGGAACAUUGGCUGCGCAUGCGUACUUUUUUCCCCCGAACUGCUGUUUUGGUUAAUACGGAUUUGCCGAAAACUUCAAUUUUAUAAUGAACUACCAGCUUUACAGGGCUUCCACGCUGGGCACUACGCUUCAGGCGACUUUGGAUGAAAUGGUGCACUGCAACCUUUUAUCCAAUGACUUGGCUCAUAAGGUUUUACUAAAAUACGACAAGAGCAUCAGCGCAGCUUUGAGCAAGCGAGUCAAGAACAAAAUGCAAUUUAAGGCCGAAAAGUUGUCAAACUUUAGAUACUGUGACAACGUCUGGACCUUACUGCUCAAGAAUGUGGAGUUCCGCGAUGGACCGGAGGUUUUGCAGGUGGAUUUGGUAAAAAUUGUGGCCUGCAUGGGGUAAAGCCAAUAAAAGCUGUUCAAAACUGCG